Messenger RNA from Nerophis lumbriciformis (worm pipefish), 4302 nucleotides. It is a transcript of the gene setd4, whose product is annotated as SET domain containing 4. Lineage: Eukaryota; Metazoa; Chordata; Actinopteri; Syngnathiformes; Syngnathidae. The record is from RefSeq and is a predicted model, not a curated record. Gene Ontology annotation, biological process: peptidyl-lysine trimethylation; peptidyl-lysine monomethylation. Gene Ontology annotation, molecular function: protein-lysine N-methyltransferase activity.
GCUAAUAACAUUGCUAACAGCGUGUGACUCGAACCGUAUGGUCGAUAUUUAAUCAAUAAAGAACCGGAGCCGCCUACAAAUGCGCUACAACACACGCAGUUAGGCGUAACCUUUCGUUGGAUGGCCAACCGUCGGAAAUGAGAAGGGAAAAAGGAUACGAGAUUAGGAAACGCGGUCGAAACGCGAUGUGCGAGACGACCAGCAAGCUAGCAAGAUUUACGGGGAGCAGUGAGCAGCAGCGGUGGCCGCGCCCGGGAAUCAUUUGGUGAUUUAACCCCCAAUUCCAACCCUUGAUGCUGAGUGCCAAGCAGGGAGGUAAUGAGUCCCAUUUUUAUAGUCUUUGGUAUGACUCGUCUGGGGAUUGAACUCACGACCUACCGAUCUCAGGGCGGACAGUCUAACCACAAGGCCACUGAGCAGGUGUGUACCUGGUCAAAAAAAAGUUUAAAAUACAUGCUAACAGUGCUAUGUUUACAGUUAGCAUUAGUGAAAUACAAAAAUCAAUGACAAUGAGGUCUAUAACUGUAAAAUUAGCUUUAAAAUUCUAGUAUGAUAAUGUUGUCAUGUUAAAAUUCUAACUGUAACAAGCGUCAUGUACUAAAAUAUACUACUCUAAGGUGUGUACCUGGAAAAAAUUUUUUUUAAAAUGCACGGCCACAGUACUAUGUUAACAUGUUUACAGUUAGCAUUAGUGAAAUACCAAAAUCUAUGACACUGAGGUGUAUACCUGUAAAAUUAGCUUUAAAAUUCUAGUAUGCUAAUGUUGUCAUGCUAAAAUGCUAACUGUAACAAUCUUCACGUACCAAAAUAUAUUACUCUAAAAGGUGUACCUGGGGAAAUUUUUUUUUUAAAUGCAUGCUAACAGUACUAUGUUAACAUGUUUACAGUUAGCAUUAGUGAAAUACCAAAAUCAAUGACACUGAGGUCUAUAUCUGUAAAAUUUGCUUUCAAAUUCUAGUAUGCUAAUGUUGUCAAGCUAAAAUGCUAACUGUAACAAGCGUCAUGUACAAAAAUUAAUUACUCUUAAUGUGCUUACCUGGAAAGAAAAAAAGUUUGAAAUACACGACUAGAGUACUAUGUUAACAUGUUUACAGUUAACAUUAGUGAAAUACCAAAAUCGAUGACAGGUGUAUACCUGUAAAAUUAACAAAAAAAAAUCUGGCAUGCUAAUGUUAUCGUGUUAAAAUGUUAAUUGUAGAAUUUGAUAAAAACAUCUAGCAUGUUUGUUAUCAUGCUAAAAUGCUAACUGUCGAAUUAGCAAAAAAAAUUCUUGCAGGCUGAAAUACUAACUGUAACAAGCGUCAAGUACCAAAAUAUAUUAGUCUGAGGUGUGUACCUGGAAAAAAAUGUUCAAAUGCAUGCUAACUGUACUAUGUUAACACGCUAACAAUAACAUCCUUACAGUUAGCUUUAGUAAAAUAAAAUAUGACAGUGAAGUGUAUACCUGCAUAAUUUGCUAAAAAAAUCUAGCAUGCUAAUGUUAUCGUGUUAAUAUGUUAACUGUAGAAUUAGCUAAAAAUUCUAGCAUGCUCAUGUUAUCAUGCUAAAAUGCUAACUGGAACAAACGUCAAGUACCAAAAUAUAUUACUCUGAGGUGUGUACCUGAACUUUUUUAUAGUACCAGCCUGCAAACAGUAGCAGGUAUCAUUUGUCAAGGUGUAUACCUGCAAAAUUAGCUUAAAAAGUUAACAUACUAACAUUAGCACGCUAACAGGUAUAAUUUUUCAAGUGACACAAUAUUUAACGCUAAAGUGUAUAGGUGAAAAAAAUAGUUUAAAAAACUAGCAUACUAACGUUAGCCUGCUAACAGAUAUUCGUCAAGUGACAGAAUAUUUGAAGCUGAAGUGUGUACCUGCAAAAUUAUAUAAAAAAACUUGCAUAUUAACGUUAGCAUGCUAACAGGUAUCAUUUGUCAAGUGACUAAAUAUUUGACACUGAAAUGUAUACUUGCAACAUAAGCUAAAAAAGCUGGCAUACUAAUGUUAGCAUGCUAAUAGGUAUCAUUUGUCAAGUGACAAAAUAUUUGACGCUGAGGUGUAUACCUGCAAAAUUUGUUAAAAAGCUCCUAUACUAACGUUAGCAUGCUAUCAUUUGUCAAAUGACAAAUACUUGACGCUUGGGUGUAUACCUACAAAAUUAGUAAAAAAAAUAGCAUACUAGUGUUAGCAUGCUAACAGGUAUCAUUUGUCAAGUGACAAAAUACUACAAAAUUAGCUAAAAGAGCUAGCAUACUGACAUUAGCAUGCUAACAGGUAUAUGUCAAGUGACAAAAUAUUUGCAAAUUCAGCUAAAAAGCUAACAUGCUAAUAUCAAUAUGCUAAUGUUUGUGGCGCGGGCCAUUAAAACUAUGGACACCCUUGCUAUAAGCACAACACGACCCAAAGGCGAUGUAGCAAUGUCAACAAAUGAGUAUCCAUCAGUCAGUCCCACACGCUUGCUACUUUUGUCCUCCAUCCAGGUCCAGGUGGCGCCAUGAGGGCUUGUGGACGAGCUUCCAGGAGGAGGAGGAAGAAACAUGGCAGAGACGUCCAAGCGGUGUGCUGGACCGGCGUCUCCUGACCUCGCCAUGGUUUUGUCCUUCCAGCGUCUCUGAGCCACCAUCUUCAGUGCGUGAGGCUGCUGAGGUUCCUUCGCCGGCGGGGAUUUGCACCUACGCCGCUGCGCCCGGCAACCUUCCCAGGCACAGGACGAGGUCUGCAGGCGGUCAGGAACAUGGAGGCCGGUCAGCUGCUGAUUUCUCUGCCACAGUCCUGUCUCCUGACAACGUCCACUGUGAUGGACAGCUACCUCGGCCCGUUUAUCAAGAGCUGGAAGCCCCGCCCCUCACCUAUGUUGGCGCUCUGUGUCUUCCUGGUGUGUGAGCGACACAGAGGACAGGACUCUGAUUGGUUCCCCUACAUGGACGUUCUGCCCACCACCUACACAUGUCCCGUCUACUUCAGCCAUGAUGUCAUGGCGUUGCUGCCGGCUGGCGUGCGGCGGCGAGCGUUCCAGCAGAAGGAGACCGUGCGACGAAUACACUCCUCUCAUCAGCAGCUGUUCAGGACGCUGCAGCCGGUCCUCAGUAAGCCGGUGGAAGACGUGUUGACGUAUGAAGCGCUCAGGUGGGCAUGGUGCAGCGUCAACACCCGCUCCGUCUUCAUGGCUCAGCCGUCCAACAGCUUUCUGCAGGGACAGGACGUGUACGCCUUAGCUCCCUUGUUGGAUCUGCUCAACCACCGUCCUGACGUGCGGGUCCACGCGGGAUUCAACCAGGCAACAAAGUGCUACGAAAUCAGGAGCGUUUGCGGGACGCCGCGUUUCCAGCAAGCCUUCAUCAACUACGGUUGCCAUGACAACCAGCGCCUGUUGCUGGAGUACGGCUUUGUCGCCCCGGGCAACCCGCACAGCGUAGUCUACGUGGACAAAGAAACCCUCUGCGACCUCCUGAAAGGUGACAGAAGUUUGGAGCAGAAGAUGAAGUUGCUCAGCGAGAACGAUUUCCUGGAUAAUCUGACCGUGUCCAGCGAAGGUCCCGGCUGGAGGCUGAUGACGGCUCUCAGGAUGAUGUCCCUGCCACAAACACUUUAUCACCAGUGGAGGGCAGUGUUGCACGGCCAAGCGGUGGGCGAGGAGGCCGAGCGGUGGAGCGUCUGUGCGGCGGUGAAGUUGUGUGAAGGACUGCUGCUCGGCACGCUCACAGCUCUGGAUCAGAUCGCCAGUCUUCUCCAGCAGGGGGAGCAAUUGUUGAAGGAGCAGCUGCAGGUAGUGGAGGCACUGAGGCUGGAGGAGAAAUGCAUCCUGGGAAGCUGCUUAGAGUCGCUAAGAGGUUCACUCAAAGUGUCGAGCGUGUCGUCAUGCCAACCGGAUGUCAACGACGCAAGCUGACGUUUGAUGAGGGAUGUUCCUACAGCUUCAUUGGAGUCCAGUUCAAUUGGUUGGACAUGAUUUGGAAAGUCACACUGCUGUCCAUACAGAAGGUCCACACUUGACCGUGCAUGGCAGAGAACACACCAGAAAUGAAGUCCAAGGAAUUGUCUGUAGACCUCCAGGACAGGAUUGUCUCCAGGGACAAAUCUGGGGAAGUGUACAGAAAAAUAUCUGCUGCCUUGAAGGUCCCAAUGAGCAGAGUGGUCUCCUUCAUGUGUAAAUGGAAGAAGUUCGGAACCACCAGCACUCUUCCUAGUCCAAACUGAGCUAUCAGGGGAGAAGGACCCUAGUCAGGGAGGUGACCGUGGAUCCGAUGGUCACUCAGUCAGAACUACAGCAUUCCUCUGUGGAGAGAGGAGAACCUUCCUAAAGGACAAUCCACCAAUCAGGCUC